Penicillium brasilianum is the source of this 948-nucleotide messenger RNA. The record is from the annotation of a GenBank genome assembly. NCBI's taxonomy places the organism in Eukaryota, Fungi, Ascomycota, Eurotiomycetes, Eurotiales, Aspergillaceae.
AUGACACCACACGAUGAGAGCUCUCAGGAGCCAGAGCAGCUUCCUCGGGAGACAUGGGCCUCUCUCCCCAGCCUCCCUCUGUUCUCAGGGCCAACCAUUCCAACCGUCGGACGCCGGUUUUUCAUCCAUUCUCCCUCCACAAUCCUCAAGCUGGGCACUGAGGUUGGUGAAGGCGACAUGACUGCGCUCGCCCAUUCUAUCCUGGGCCCCUGGGCCCCUGGCCUCGUUCUCACUCUCCAGCCGGGCACGCCGCUAGUGGAGCUCUGGCCCUUACUCACCCCUCCGCAGCGCCAGACUGUGAAGGCAGAGCUCUGCCGUCUCCUCGUGCGCAUGCGUACGCACCACUUCUCCUACUACGGCCGGACCUCGCGGCAGCCGUACCUCCUCUUCUCCGAGUUCGGCACAGAGACGCACGUAUAUUGCGCCUCCCGCUUAGAGUGGGAUGACUCGCGCGUCCGCGCACUGCAGGCCUCUGCCCCAGAUGCGGAACGUACAGUUGCCCUAGAGCGAGUACAGCGUGGCACCACGGGCACCGGUGAUUGGGACCGUCCUGUCCUCACGCAUGGGGAUUUGUCUGACCGAAACAUCCUCGUGGACCCCUCUACGCUCGCGGUGACGGGUUUCCUGGACUGGGAGAUGGCCAAUAUCAUGCCCGCGUACUUUGGGUAUGCCGCGGCACGGCUGUCUGGGGGCCAUCAGCCCGAGUGGAGGAGGGAGCUGUUAGAUGUGCUGAGGUCUGUUCUGCGCCGCGAGUGCGAUGCUGGGCGCGGGGAAGACCUGGAAGCUGUCAAUGUCGAAGAAGGAGAGGAAAGAUACAGGAGGAAGUUGGCGGCGUGGGAUGCUGUCGUCAAUGUUGAGAGAAUUGCGCAGGGAUACGACGAUGCCUGCUACUGGACUUUUGAAACCGGUGUACCAGAUGUUUCACAAAGGACUGGCUCUGCCUUAUAA